Oncorhynchus masou masou (cherry salmon) is the source of this 4707-nucleotide messenger RNA. It is a transcript of the gene rtkna, whose product is annotated as rhotekin a. Gene Ontology annotation, biological process: signal transduction; septin ring organization; mitotic cytokinesis. Gene Ontology annotation, cellular component: actomyosin contractile ring. NCBI's taxonomy places the organism in Eukaryota, Metazoa, Chordata, Actinopteri, Salmoniformes, Salmonidae. The record is from RefSeq and is a predicted model, not a curated record.
UAUUUAAAUUGGAGAAUUCCAUCCAUUAGCCUGUUUUCCGUUUGAGGACGCCUCUUUUUAAAUUGACACGGUUUUCCUGAAUAGUCUACAAUACAUUAUUAAAUAAGCAAUGGAAAGGUUUAUGGAAAGGUUCAUGUCAUACGGGACUUGUAUUGUCAAAUAAUGCAUUUUAAUUGACCAUCCCAAAAGCCCCGGUGUACGAUAUUAUGCAUAAUAGUUUCCUCUCGUCCGUGAAUAUACAGAAACGAACGAUGUCCACUCUUAUAAUAUGAAUAAUUCAGAUAUUUUUCUCAUCUCAUUCAUUGUCACCUUUGCCUUAAAGUAGCGAGGUUUUCAGGGGUUAGUCUUUCAUUUGCUGUUAGGUUGGGCAUAUUUGUUUCUUGUUUUAUCGAACUGCGAUAAUGCGCCAUCUGACACGGUUUUAAUAUAAUUUGUUAUCAAGUGUCUGAAAAGAACAAAGCUAUCCCCCUCGCCACUUCCUUUUUUUCAGAUGCCUCUUUAAUUGUUUGGUAUUUCGUAUUUGUUUAUUUUAAAGGGAGUGGAGUCUCUUUCUUUCUUUUUUCUCCCACUUUGUGUUUAAUGCUCCGUUUCGAGAGGCGCGUUGUACGGGUUAAUUUAGCGCGAGUUCCCCCGGCUCCUGUAGCGAUUAUUGCGCACAGUGGGGUUGCGUGCUGUUCGUUCCCUCGGAGGCGAUGCCCUUUUGCGGAGAGGUCUUGUCACAGUGGACAGACGGUACCCUCACAAUCAGGACGCAAGGACACAAAGAGAAUAAUUGCAUUAAAAAGAACCAUUCUUUCCGCAACUGCCCAGGAGGGGUGUUAACUGUGGGUGUUUGAGAGGCCCUUUGUUGCUUGAAAAGAAGUAGCCAAGAAUAUGCACUGUGGACGAGCUGUAUGUUUUAUGAACAGUGUUACUGUAUACUGUUAGGGCGCUCGCACACGUCUCUCUACCUCUUUGGUUCGCGGAAAAGUCAGUGCUGUGCAGUUUUAACAGAGAAACUGGUUUGAAUAGUUUGAAAGACAAAAAGUUUAUGGCGUAUGUUCUUUGCGCAUUGGAUUUGGAGACCGCUGCGCGCCUCCAGUAAUUUAUCUAACAGUACAUUCUCAAAAUUAGUCUUUUCUCUAAAUCUUCAUGUUACUGUCUGCUAAGUUUUUCAUUUGCCACCAAAAGCGUUCGUAGCAUUUUUUUCCCUUGGGAAUUUGAGUUCUCAGCUCCCUUAAACGCCUCACAUUUGUAACAAAUUCAUUAUAAAAGGGGGGCGUGGAAGUGAAAACCUUCAAUCAUAGGCUACCUCAAUUUGUGGAUAUUUCUUCGAGGGAUGCCAAUGGACAGAUACGCUGACAUGGAGGACAAACUGCGCAUUUUGGAGGACCUGAACAUGAUGUACAUUCGCCAGAUUGCUCUGAGUUUACAGGACAGUAACAUCCAGAAGAAAAUAGACCAUGAGAUCCGGAUGCGUGACGGGGCCUGUAAGCUGCUGGCUGCGUGCUCCCAGAGAGAACAGGCCCUGGAGGCCUCCAAGAGCCUGCUCACCUGCAACACCCGCAUCAUGGCCUACAUGUCGGAGCUGCAGAGGAUGAAGGAGGCCCAGGUCAUGCAGAAGGUUGCACUAAGGUCAUCGGACGCAGGGCCCACGGACGACAGACUACCCUGCAAAGGAAAGGUGGCCAUCUCAGACCUGCGGAUCCCUCUCAUGUGGAAAGACACAGAGUACUUCAAGAACAAAGGAGAGCUGCAUCGGUGUGCAGUGUUCUGUCUGCUCCAGGUGGGGGCGGAGAUCCACGACACAGACAUGGUGAUAGUGGACCGGACACUCACCGACAUCUGCUUUGACAACACCAUAGUGUUCAGCGAGUCCAGCCCGGGAUUUGAGCUGCGCGUGGAGCUGUACAGCUGCUGUUCAGAGGAGGACUACUCGACAGGGAGCACGCCUAGGAAACUAGCCAGCAAACUGAGCAGCUCUCUGGGCCGUUCGGCAGGAAAGAAGCUCCGCGUCGCCAUGGACCCUGGAGCCUGCAGCCCCAUCAGCAACGGAGGAGGAGCCACACUGCUGCUGCCUCUGCCCACAGUGGUGGGACCGAAGUACCAUCUCCUGGCCCACACCACCCUGUCACUGUCACACGUCCAGGACAGCUUCCGCACACAUGACCUCAGCAUCUCGGGCAACGAGGAGUGUUCACACUGGGUACCUCUCUACGGCAAUGUGUGUUGUCGCCUGGCUGCCCAGCCUCACUGUAUGACCCAACAGAUGAUGAGCGGCAGCUUGAAGGUCAAGUUUGGAGGUGACGCUCAGAGUUGGACAAACGUCUACGGCGUCCUUAAAGGGACAAACCUUUUCUGUUAUCACCGGCAAGAGGAUGUAGAGGCUAACAUAGAGCCAGCUUUUACCAUUUCCAUCAAUAAGAAGACGAGAAUACGGGCGUCGGAGAAGGACCUCCACAAUAAGGCCCAGAGCAUCUGUAUCAGUAACCAUUAUGGAGGAGAGGAGGUGACACACACACUCUCAGCAGACAGUCGUGAAGACACACACCGCUGGAUGGAGGCCUUCUGGCAACAGUUCUAUGACAUGAGCCAAUGGAAGCAGUGCUGUGACGACCUAAUGAAGAUUGAGCUGCCAUCGCCCCGGAAACCAACCCUGGUCACAUCGAAACAGGGUUCUCUUUACCAUGAAAUGGUUAUUGACACCUCUGAUGACAUCAGCACGGUGACGGACAUCCUGGCGCGGCGGAUGCAGGAGCUGGAGCUGAGGAGCCAGCUGGGGACCUCUCCUCCCUGGAUGUCCCUGUUCGAGGACUCUCCUGGUUGCCCCCGCACCCACAACCGCCUCCCCCACAGCCUGCGCUGCCCCCGGCCCGGCCUGCUCUCCUCAGAAGCCAGCCUGACCUCGGACAGCGACAGCCCCUGCAGCACCAGCCCUUGCUCCCGCCACAGUGGCUGGGCAGAGCCCCUCUCCCUCUCCUCCCCCUCCUCACACUUCCGCCCCCGCACCCUCUCCCUGGACGCGAAGCUCAGCACCCUCAGGGGCAGGGGGUGUGGAGGGGUGUUACUACAGUGCUCCUGUCAACCCCCCUCCUCCUCCUCCCUUGCUCCCAUCCCAGCCCAACGCGUCCCCCAGGCCACCCUGUCCUGCUCCAACUCUACCUCCAGUAACAGCUCCAGCGAGGGAAGCCACAGCCCUGAGUUGUCAGAUGGCACCCCUUUCUCACACCCCUCUUCGGCCCGUCAGAGCCUCAGGAACUUGAGGGCUAAACUGGACCCCCGGAAUUGGCUCCAGAGCCAGGUAUAACCCAGCUCAGACCCCCAAAUCACCCAAGGCCCUGGUAAGAACUGACAGGAAGGAAGCCCCCACUUCCUCUCUGAUGAAAGGGCCUUGGUGUUAACUGGAAUGACUUCACUCUAAUGACAGGAGAAUUGUCAGUGUAUGGGAAUGUUUAGUAUCUGAGUGUGGUCAUAGGUUUGUUGGUGUAACUUGUGUGAUCUAUUCAAAUGGCUAGACCCACUGUCGUCGGUAAUGGCAAUUAAAUCCUGCCAGAAAAAGUCCUCUGAAACUACUAAUACACUGAUUUGCUUAUUGCAUGAUUGUGCUCGAAGUCAAGGAAUGUGUUGUUUCAGAUCUUUAAACUGCUCAGAAAGUGAAUGAAUUUUGAAAACUCAACUUAAUGCAACUGUGCUCCCAUUAAUUUACUGUGCUACUUGUUACUACUACUACUACUGUGAUAACAUCCGGGUCACUUCCUCUGCUGGGUUUCCAGAACUUCCCCUACAUUCAUGAACACAUUCUAGGCCUAAUAGACAUCAACCAAUAUUUGAGUUCACCAGGACAUUCCGUUAAGAAACCGACUGCAAUUAUUUGUACCAAUGUAUGGAGUAAUUAUAAUGAAUUGAAGGAAGCCAAAGGUAAUGUACUACAUAAUCACGAGAAGCCAUAUUAACUCCUGUUACACUGCCUCAUUCAAGUACCGUGAGCAAAUGUACUGACUUUGAAGAGCGUAGAACCUGGGAAUGUGUAUACAUGGGUGAAGAGUUUUGGAAUCCCACAACUCUGACCUCUUAGUUUGUGGUACGACAGUCAUAAUGUUAUGCCCGGCAAACCGGUCUCAGAAUUCUGCUGCAAUACCAUAUGAAACAUUGUAAUCGAUCAAGUAUGCAAUGCAGGACAUAUUGAUUCUAGAAAAUAUUGUGUCGUGUUUUUUUUUUGUCUUGAAAUAGUGUAGUCUUUCACCUAAUGCCAAGCAGCUGAUUGUAUUGGUUAAGUGAUGAGGUGGGCAGGGGUAGGUGUGUCUCUGGUCUGUGCAGUAAAGCCUAACAAUCUCUGUGCUUCUAAUGGACUUUCUAACAUGCUACUGUGUCACAAGGGCUCGCAGCUGGCUCACUCCUUUUUACUCAGAGCAAAACAACUGUACAUGCUUCAAAGUGGCAUUUGUUACUGUAAAGUUAUUUUGUAAUAAGUUAACAAAACUCUUUUUCUUAUACAUUAUACAUGAUUGAUUUUGUUAUAAAUACAGCUAUAUUGAUUUAUUUUUAACAGAUUGCAUAUCUAUAACUUUGUCUAAUAGAUAACAUUGAAUGUUAACCUUGCAAAAGUGUCUUGUGUUAGCAGACUGUCUGCAUGCAAGUCAUCCCAGGGGAGAAAGGAAUAAGAACUGUCAGUCAUGUUUUAAAUACUGUAUUAACAUAACAAUAAUAAAUGAUGUAUCCAUUCAGAAA